Neoarius graeffei (lesser salmon catfish) is the source of this 1515-nucleotide messenger RNA. RefSeq lists its product as uncharacterized. Gene Ontology annotation, cellular component: mitochondrion. Gene Ontology annotation, molecular function: 2,4-dienoyl-CoA reductase (NADPH) activity. Lineage: Eukaryota; Metazoa; Chordata; Actinopteri; Siluriformes; Ariidae. The coding region runs from base 126 to 845 and encodes 239 amino acids. The record is from RefSeq and is a predicted model, not a curated record. Gene Ontology annotation, biological process: fatty acid beta-oxidation. The transcript is spliced from 6 exons.
CUUUAAAACUCUGCAACGUCGCGCCAUGCCCGUUAUACAUUCCGUGGGUCACCGCGAGAGUUGCGUGUUUAAGUCCGCGAAAGAACAGGUGUGUGUCUGCGUGUGUGCGCGCGUGCGUGUUGGUGAUGUCUAACGGGGAGCGCGUGGUUCUGGUCCUCGGUGGAGCCGGUACUGUGGGCUCUGGGCUGGUGAAGGCGCUUUUGGACAGAGGUUUUAAGGUUGCUGUGAUCUCCAGAGACAAGAACAAACUAGAGAGGCUCAGAGGCUUUGUGUCACCCCCUACCAAAGGCAACUUGACUACUCUGGUAGGGAAUGUUGGUUCAGAGGAGGAAGCUGAAGAGGUGAAGCAAACCCUGUUGAAGUCUGUGGGGAAGAUUACAGAUGUGGUGUCAUCUCUGGGCUUCAGCUGGUGGCAAAAAGGGCCACCACACAUCCAGCCUCUCAAAGAACUCCACUGGGUUAUUGAAACACUUCUGUUCAGCACAUUUGUAUCAUGGAAAGCAUUCUUCCCCCUGGUGAGAGAUGAUCCCAAUUGCACCUACACAUUUAUUACAGGGGGCGCUGGGGAAAAGCUGCUGAUGCCAGGCACAGGCUUCUUAACAGUGGGCUCAGCCAGCACUCUGGCAUUUUGUCAGAUUCUGCGAGAAGAGUACCCAGACGUUCCCUGCAAACUUAAUGAGGUGAAGAUUAACACAGGUGUUGGUACCCCAGAGCGCAUGAGGCCUGGGUACCUCAGUCAUGUGGAGUUAGGGGAGGCUGUGGCUACGCUGGUGGAAAAUAAGAAUAAAUCUCACACUGUCUUCACCAUAAAUUGCCCUGCCGACCUAAAAACCGUCAUCCUGUAAAGUUGAGGGCGAGCUGGAGACUCCAUUCAUCCCCAAACAAUGCCAUAAAGACUUCAGAUUAUCAAAAACACAGCAUGUUGGUUAUACUUAGCAUCCAGUUUAUUGUUGUUUAUUUGUGCCGUUUACUUUGCAUGCCAAUUAAUACACAAAGCUUAAAAAUCGUCAAUGCUUUUCCAUUGUAUUUAGGUCAGACUAACACAAUACACAGUAGAAUUGCACAUCAUCUCAAGCUGUAGCUGCGUGCAGAUACACUUGGUUUGAAAAUAACAGUGUGACUCAAGAGGUACAGAAAUGGACUACUUGGUCAUGUGAAAAUGAAAGAGAAGAAAUAUCUUGGACUGUACUUCAGCUUUAUAGUUUAAUCCAGACUUCAGGUUGAUGAGAGAGUGUUAGGACUGGAGGAGGGAUCUGAUUUCCCUUGCGUGACUCCCUGCCCUGUUCACAAAUAUCUCUUGGUCUGUUUAUGUGGAUCCAAUCUGUUCUGCUUAUGUGGUUCCAGUUAACACCACACUGGCUGAAAAUAAACAGAGACGAAAGGGGAGAACAUGCAUGUGUCCUAACAAGGGAGACAUCAUAGAAAGUAGAUCUUUUGUUUGUUUACUGUCAUGGUGUAAUUUACAUUUGCUUGAAUAUCUAUUUGUCAUUCCAAUAAAAAAAGAAAAAAAUGAAA